GAAAAAUGAAAUCCCUUUUUAUAUUAUUAGUUGUAUUAAAUAUUUGCGUUGAAUUCAUUGCAUGUAUUGAUGUGAAGACAACAUCGGGUGUAGUGAGGGGUCAGACAAUAAAUGUGUUUGACAUAAGUAUUGACCAGUUUUUGGGUAUACCUUAUGCCGAACCACCCGUCGGGAGACUCCGGUUCGCCAAACCUGAACCCAUCAAAACACCCAAACCGGACAUUAUCGAUGCGACAAAACCGAAAAAUGCUUGCAUUCAAAGCCCGUCGCCAUUCUUCCCAAAUGUGACCACAAGUGAAGACUGUUUGGUAUUAAACAUAUGGACACCAAAUGCGGGCAAUAAUAACACAAACAAAUCACAGCUCAAACCCAUUAUGUUUCACAUACACGGAGGGGCGUUGACAAUGGGCUCAAUAUUUGCACCACCGAUAACUAAUGUGUUGGCCAUACAUGAUGUGGUGUAUGUCUCAACACAGUAUAGAUUAGGACAGUUGGGCUUUCUAUACGGGGAUUGGGAGGACGCGCCCGGAAAUGUCGGCUUUUAUGACCAGUUAUUGGCUCUCAAAUGGGUAUAA
Messenger RNA from Medioppia subpectinata, 575 nucleotides. Lineage: Eukaryota; Metazoa; Arthropoda; Arachnida; Sarcoptiformes; Oppiidae. The record is from the annotation of a GenBank genome assembly.